ACUCUCGCUUUCUUUUUAAUCCCCUGCAUCGGAUCACCGGCGUGCCCCACGUCAGACGCAGCCGUAGACACCAGCUCCGAAAUCACCAGCAAGGACUUACAGGAGAAGGAAGUUGUGGAAGUGGCGGAAAAUAGAAGAGACGCCCCUGCUAACGGGAAUGCUAAUGAGGAGAAUGGGGAGCAGGAGGCUGACAAUGAGGUAGAUGAAGAAGAGGAAGAAGGUGGGGAGGAAGAGGAGGAGGAAGAAGAAGGUGAUGGUGAGGAAGAGGAUGGAGAUGAAGAUGAGGAAGCUGAGUCAGCUACGGGCAAGCGGGCAGCUGAAGAUGAUGAGGAUGACGAUGUCGAUACCAAGAAGCAGAAGACCGACGAGGAUGACUAGACAGAAAAAAAGGAAAAGUUAAACUAAAAAAAAAAGGCCGCCGUGACCUAU
Messenger RNA from Gorilla gorilla gorilla (western lowland gorilla), 429 nucleotides. Its product is annotated as prothymosin alpha-like. Gene Ontology annotation, cellular component: nucleus. NCBI's taxonomy places the organism in Eukaryota, Metazoa, Chordata, Mammalia, Primates, Hominidae. The annotation marks the transcript as partial. Gene Ontology annotation, molecular function: histone binding. Gene Ontology annotation, biological process: positive regulation of transcription by RNA polymerase II; negative regulation of apoptotic process. The record is from RefSeq and is a predicted model, not a curated record. The transcript has a single exon.